UCUGCUCAUAGACGUCAAUCAACCCUGUCUAUAAAGUGGGCGGGUAAUAACUUCUCCUGAGUUAAGUUGACAUAAAGUUGAUGCGUCACAUCAAUUAGACAUUUGGAGACGUCAAAUCAAUUAAGCCUUGGGGGCAGAGAGGAUCUUGACACAGAUCUCUUUUUGAAAGUGGCGGUGGAAAGAGAACCUUCGAGUGCAUUGUGUAUCAGUAGGAUUGUUUUGGUGGGAGGAGUCACUUUGGAAACACUUCAAGUUGGUGGUGGACACUCGUAUGGUGCAGUGGUGAAAUUUCCGAAAUGACUCUGAUAGGGGCGUAACAUAUACUAUAUUAUUCCCCUUCUUCCCUCUAAAAAAACAAAACGGAGAAUUCUAAUAGAAAUUUAUUCUAUAUAAUUCUAUACUUUUUUUAAUUAUUACAUGACAUGAGCCAACAUGCAGCCAAAAACUCAACAUUUGAUCAAUCAUGAACUUUAAUCCAGACAACUUAUCAUCCGUAGGGUGCAUAUUUCACACUGGACCCAUGAAUAAUGAGUUUAAUCAAACCCAAAUUCACUGGAAAACGUCCUAACAAAAACGUGAACAGCCACUACUAUAAUUAUCGGUGAACAGAAAUCGAUCUCAAUUGCAUGAUGAUAAGAGCCUCAUUGAUGAGGACUAGAGCAAGAGUGAAAUAUAAUUUUGGAAAAAUGCAUUAAAUGGAUUCUGUGUGUUGUCACAUUCGGGCCUUCAAAAUUAUCUAACCAGGCGUAGUAUUGCAGGUUAUGUUUACUGGCAUUUGUUGGCUUCUUUAUAUGGUAGGUCAUGGCAUUUCUUUCAGGUUUCAUGAUAAGACCAGGCGACUUGGGGGUUUGAUUGGGAUCUCCGGCCACUGGUUUACAAACUUUCUACUUGGUGGGCUCAUAUGCUGACAAAGGAAGCCAACCUGUGACACAAUAUACAUAGAGCUAUGAUGAACUCUUAAAUGGGAUCAGGGUACUUGAAAUAAUUGAAAUGGUGGAUGUUGAUCCGGAGCAAACUUCACAACCCAUGGCAACGAACAUGUUUACUAAGAAAAAUGAUCUUCUUUCCACUGCCAUGAAGAGAACUAGUGAAUGGAUCUUUUCGCAGGAAAUCCCAAGUGAUGUAACUGUUAGAGCAGGAGGAACUUCCUUUUCAUUGCACAAGUUCCCAUUGGUCUCAAAAUGUGGUUACAUAAGGAAGUUAGUUUCAGAAUCCACUGAUACUGAUCUUGCUGUUAUUGAAAUCCCUGAUAUUCCCCGAGGAGCAGAGGCAUUUGAACUCGCUGCAAGAUUUUGUUACGGAAUCAACCUUGAGAUUAGUACAGAAAACAUUGCCAUGCUUAGGUGUGUAGCUGAAUAUCUUGAGAUGACAGAAGACUAUGCAGAUGGAAAUUUAGUUGCAAGAACCGAGAAGUACCUACACGAAGUGGCAUUAAAGAGCCUUGCAGGGGCAGUUACCAUUUUGCAUUCUUCAGAAAACCUUCUUCCCCUAGCAGAAAAAGUAAAACUGGUGAGGCGAUGCAUAGAUAUGAUAGCAUUUGUGGCCUGUAAAGAUAGCCAAUUUAGCGCACCAGGGAGGGCCGAGAGUGGGAAGAAUGAUUCGAUGUCCUCCAAAUCAUCCAUGUCCAAUGCAAAGCCUGUUGUUGAUUGGUGGGCUGAAGAUUUGACUGUCCUUCGAAUUGAUUUCUUUCAAAGGGUUCUCAUUGCAAUGAUGGCAAGAGGAUUCAAACAAUACGCUCUCGGUCCAAUACUAAUGCUAUAUGCACAAAAAUCUCUUCGUGGGUUGGAAAUAUUUGGAAAAGUUAGGAUGAAAAUCAAUGCAAGAGAAGAACAAGAGAAACGGGUUGUGUUGGAAACAAUAGUUAGUCUUCUGCCAAGAGAGAAGAACGCUAUGUCAGUUAGCUUUCUCUCAAUGCUUCUUCGAGCUGCAAUACAUCUAGAAACAACAGUUGCUUGCAGGCUCGACUUGGAAAAGAGGAUGGCCUUGCAAUUGGGAGAGGCCGUGUUAGACGAUUUACUAAUUCCUUCUUCUUCUUUCACCGGGGAUACAUUGUGUGAUGUUGAAACUGUGCAGAGGAUAAUGACGAAUUACCUGGAAUAUGAAAUGGAGGGGAAUAGAUCGGGAUACUAUGCAGAUGACGAGUAUAUUUCUCCUUCACAAAGUGAUGUGGAGUGUGUCACGAGGUUAAUGGAGACUUAUAUUGCUGAAAUUGCUUCUGACAGCAAUUUAUCUGUCUCAAAGUUUAUCAGUCUUGCAGAACUUAUUCCUGAGCAGCCCCGAAUAACAGAAGACAGAAUGUAUAGCGCCAUUGAUAUCUACUUGAAGGCUCAUCCUGCAUUAAGUGACAUGGAGAGGAAGAAAGUUUGCAGUGUGAUGAAUUUUCAAAAGCUUUCUCGGGAAGCUUGUGCACACGCAGCUCAAAAUGAACGACUACCAGUCCAGAUGGCAGUUCAAGUGCUUUAUUACGAGCAGCAACACCUCAGGGAAGUCAUGGACAGCAGCCUCAAUGAUUCUCCUUCUCUUCGAACCAAAGAGAAUCAAUUCUCCAUUAAUAUCCACCCUGUAUCAGACGAGCUCUCGACUCUACGUAAAGAAAAUCAGGACCUAAAACUCGAGUUGGUGAAAAUGAAAUUGAGACUGAAAGAAAUUGCAAAAUCUGACGAUCCUGAGGGAUCAAUUGGUAGUCCCUCAGGCACUCGUCUAUCCUUUGAACCUAGAAAAUCAUUCAUAAGCUCCGUGUCAAAAACACUUGGCAGAUUCAUUCGGGUUGAUGGAAUCGUACUUCAAAGUGCCAAACAUCGAAAUAAACCAAGCAAAGAUAGGCGAUAUUCCAUAUCAUGAUCCUUUUAGUAUCAAAUUAAGGUAUCUUCAUUGCAUUGUUUUUACCUUGAGGAAAGGUCCUGGAUUCUGUAUUUUUCUGUUCUUUCCUCUGUAAUAUAUGUGUAAAUCAUAGUACAAGUGCAUACAAUUCAUAUCUUUAAAAGAAUUCGAAUAUUUAUGCUUAUAAUUGUUUCA
Messenger RNA from Olea europaea var. sylvestris, 3015 nucleotides. Its product is annotated as BTB/POZ domain-containing protein At5g67385-like. The record is from RefSeq and is a predicted model, not a curated record. The coding region runs from base 991 to 2841 and encodes 616 amino acids. The transcript is spliced from 6 exons. Lineage: Eukaryota; Viridiplantae; Streptophyta; Magnoliopsida; Lamiales; Oleaceae. Gene Ontology annotation, molecular function: protein binding.